AUGGUGGUUUAUCAUUGUUGUGUUCCAAACUGCACCGCAUCAACUAGAAAGUUUAACAAACUGCAUAAGUAUCCUUGGAUGCAAGGUGUGACAUUUAUUUCUCUGCCAAAUAAGAUAAGGAACGCAAAGGAAAGGCGAGACUGGUUGAGAUUGAUUAGGCGGCCGAAUGAUUGGACUCCAACGAAAUACACACGUAUUUGUUCACUGCACUUUGAUGAAAACAACAACAACACUCUACCAACAUUGUUUCCUCACAACAAUUUCAAGAAGCCGUUGAGUGAAAGAAAAACCAGCAAUUCAACACAAGUUGGAACAGACAAUAACCUUGAAUCUCCAAUGCAUGCAUGUAAUUCUGAUCAUCAUCAUGGAUCCAUCCCUGAGAGCCAAGUUAUCUUUUCAGCUAUACCUUAUGUUUGUGGAGAAGUCGAGGUCAUUAGCACAGAAAAGUUUGUUACAACUGAUUAUUUGCCAGGUCAAAGAUAUGUAUCAAAAUUAAACCAUCCCACAUGUAAGCCAACUAAAGAGCAUGACUAUAGUUAUCACAGAGAUGAUAAAGUGAUUGUAGAUUCGUCUACUCAAACAGAAGUUACAGCUAAUGAUAUCAGGCUACUGGAACAGGAAAAUAACAGACUCAAGCAUACCCUGGAAGAUAAAGACAGCUUGUCCAGAGAAAUUUUUGUUAAACAUGUUACCAAAGAUGACAAACAUGUAAAGUUUUACACUGGUGUUCAAAAUUUCGCUAUUUUAAUGGGUAUUUUCCAGCUUCUUAUGACCAAAUGUUCCAAGUUAAAGUACUGGUCUGGCAAGGGAAGUGUUAAUGACAAAAACUACCAAACUGGAAAUAGAUUAAAGCCUGGACCACAAAGGAAAUUGACAGAUUUUCAGGAAUUUAUACUUACAUUAGUACGUCUUCGUCUUGGUCUAAUAGAUUAUCACUUAGCUGAUAUUUUUGGAAUCUCAAAGACCCGUGUUUCACAGAUAUUUACAACAUGGAUAACAUUUAUGUCAGGUUUAUUUGGAAAACUAAUAAAAUGGCCAUCAAAGCAACAAGUCAGAAAACAUAUGCCGCAUUCAUUCAAAAUGUUAUACCCAAAAACAAGAACUAUAAUUGACUGCACAGAAUUUUUUUUUCAACAUCCAAGAUCUCCUACAGCACAGGCCUCAACAUAUAGCACUUAUAAAUCAAAAAAUACUGGGAACUGGGAAAUGUCUUUUAGGGAUCUCACCUUCUGGAACCUUCACUUUUGUUUCAGACGUUUAUGGCGGCAAUGUAUCAGAUCGUUUUAUUACUGA
This is a messenger RNA of Mytilus trossulus (common blue mussel), 1293 nucleotides long. RefSeq lists its product as uncharacterized. The record is from RefSeq and is a predicted model, not a curated record. NCBI's taxonomy places the organism in Eukaryota, Metazoa, Mollusca, Bivalvia, Mytilida, Mytilidae. The transcript has 3 exons. Bases 1 to 1293 code for a protein of 430 amino acids.